CAGAAUAUUAUCAUACGGUUUAAAAUGGCGGAAAAGGAGAGUGGGAAUAUGAAAAACAACAGCUCUGGUGAUGCAGUUCCUGGACGAACAGAGCAGAUAUUAUGUCAACCGUGUUCAAACAAGGAAAAACAAACAGUAGCUGGUGUGUUUUGUUCAACAUGUGACGAGUUUCAGUGCACAGAAUGUUCAAACGUACAUACAACGCACGCGUUCUUGAGAAAUCACAAGCUAGUGAAUGCAAAAGAGGUGAAAACGAAACAAGUUGCGUUUGAUAUGAAGGGGUUAGACCAAUGUGAUCAGCAUCAUAAAGUUUUAGAGUUCUUCUGUGAAGAUGAGAAUCAGCUUUGCUGCAGUACAUGUGCUAUUGUGGAUCACCGGAAAUGCCACAGUGUCGUAGAAAUUCAAAAGAUUGCCGAAAGGUCUGCAUCAGCAAGUUCCAAAUUAAAGGUCAAGUUGCAGGAAGUAAGAGAGAAGGCUGAAAAGAUCGUUAAAAAUACCAAGUCAUCAAAAGAGAAACUGAAUCAAGAUGUUAAAGAAUUGUCUUUGAAAAUUAGACGAAUGCGUGAUGAUGUAAUGAAACUGUUUGACGAUUUGGAAGUUUCCGUUGCUAAAGACGCUGAAUCAUUUAAGACAGAAACAGUCAAUAAGCUGACAAAGAAACAGUCAGACAGUGAGAAACAUAUUGCUGAUGCAACCAAAUUUCUGGAAACAAUCGAUAACAUUCAUCAGAACGUGACACCAUCACAAAAGUUUAUACUGGAACAAAGAAUGAAGAAACAAGUCGAUGAACUUAGCAGCAACGUGGACAAGGAAUGUCAAAGGUUAGAAACUGUGACCAUUUCAUUUGAUUUUGAUAACACUAUGAAACUGCCUCUACUUCCGAUUUCUGAUUACGUUCCGGGACAACUGACAUUAAAAUACUCUGUACCGGAAGCUGCAAAACCUAUAAAAACUGUAGAGCCGAUUGUUAAAUUAACAAACAUUACUUCCAUUGAUCUGAAGCAGACUGGUGAUGAUGUCAAAGAGCCAUUAUACUCUGGACUAGAUUUCCUGCUGGAUGGUAGAGUAGUUACCGUGGAUAAUAAAAACAAGAAAUGUUUGAUCUACAAUGAGAAGCUUGAAAAAGUAGGAUCAUAUCAAUUAUCGUUUAUACCACAGAGUGUAAUUGCUGUAUCUGAGGAGGAAGUGGCGAUAACAAGUGGUAGUAAAUACACGAUUGCCUUUCUUCGUGUCAGUAAAUCAAAUGAAAUAACUUUAAAUAGGACAUGUAAAGUUAAAACACAGUAUGACUCUAUAUGUAUGAAAGAUGAGAGACACUUUGUUGUUGGAACUAUUGAUGAUACAAGGCCCUUUCGUAUUGUAUCUCUGUCAGGAGAAGAAAAAGAUUUCAGUAUCAACUUUCCAAACAAGAAAUAUCCUAUAAACACUAGUGCUUAUACAUAUAUACGGAACAGCGAUAAAGUGGUCCUCACCGAUAGAUACGAACAUACUGUCUACAUAUAUGACAUCACGAGCAACACCAAAGUUGUUGUCAAUGAUGACCAGAUCAAGGAACCACGUAGUGUAGCAGUAGGUCCAUCCGACUGUAUCCUGAUUUGCAAUAAUCAAGCGCAUACCAUUGUACAAAUCUCUCAAGCAGGUCGGUUUCUGUCAUCGUACAAAUUAGAUAUGAUAGGUCCAUACAGAAUCUGUGUUUCCAAGAACAAAUCACUUAUUGCUGUCUCAAGUAACAUGAAUGGUGGAAGAAAGUUGCAGCUGUUAAAAGUUACAUAAUAGAUCCGAUGGCAUUCGGUACUCCGUCACAACUAGAUAGUUUUGCUGAAACAGAAAUGAAUAAACUUGAGUUUUUGUAAUUACAAUGAACCCCUCAACUACAUGUUAGUGUUUUACAUUGUUAAAGGGAAUUCCUAUAGUUUUUAUGCGCAUCUUUCUGGCUAUAGAAAACAGAAGUGAAGUCAACAUUUGUUGAAACAUGUGACAGACAAUCUUAAAUAUGAGGAAUCUUGAAUGAAAUAACAUUUUUGAUAAGUUUUCUCAGUAAUCAAAUGUUGAUACUGGUGUAUGUUGUAUUGACAAGUAUCAUGCCUGACAGGUAUCUUGCCAUUUUUGUGGUUGUGUUUUCACGUCGCAUUUUAGUACAAAGACUGUGUUGUUCAUAUAAUGUAAGACAAUUCACUUAGUACUGAUAAGACAGUAUCACCUUUCAGAUUAUUUAGUAUUCAAUUAUAGAAAGAAUUAAGAAUUUUUAAAACUUUUUUUUUAACUUAUAACAGAUAUACAUGUAAUCAGUUUGGUCAGGUUCGCGCCAUUUUUCGCCCGAACAGGUGUUGUAUUCGAGCGGUCUUAACAUAAAAUUUAGCCUGGUGACUCAUACAUUUUUAGCCAUUUUUAUGCUCACAAUACAAUUAUUUAUACACCGGAAAAACAGGAAAAAAAAUUUAUGAAACAGUUUUUUCAAAAUUUAAAAAAUGUACUCUUCACUAUGGGUAUUUUUCAUUGAAAAAAAUUCACAAAAGUGAAUAUGAAACAAUAUUUUUUUUUCAUUUGUACCCAUUAUUGUAAGGAUAUAGUAUUACAAAUAUGACUAUUAUAUCAAAUAAGUAUAUAAUAAAAUCUGUAAUAAAAAUAAAACUUAUUGUGCUGUCUUGAUGUAUAUUUUGGUUGGUAUUUAUAAAAAAGAAAAUUAUGAAAAUGUUGAAAAAUCGCUCAGCCUGGCAGUUUCAGCAACAGUGGGUGUGUUCAAAACAAAUUUUCACAAAAACAAGCCUGGUGACCCAUUGUUUUUAUUUAUUCAUUGUUUUCAGCACUAAUUUUCCUAUCAUAUAUGUCAAUUUGAAAAAAUUCUAUGAAAGGAAAACAACUAUAGGAAUUCUCUUUAAGAAUAGAGCAAGAUCAUUCGUAUUCUGUAAUCAGAUAAUUUGUUACUUUAGACUGUGCACUAGUACAUAUCAAAAGUUAUUUGAGUACAAACGCUUUUUAUUUGAUAGUACAAAGUUGAUAAUGAAUUUGUUUAAACCCGUCAUU
Messenger RNA from Mercenaria mercenaria, 3024 nucleotides. RefSeq lists its product as uncharacterized. Lineage: Eukaryota; Metazoa; Mollusca; Bivalvia; Venerida; Veneridae. The record is from RefSeq and is a predicted model, not a curated record. The coding region runs from base 25 to 1773 and encodes 582 amino acids. Gene Ontology annotation, molecular function: zinc ion binding. The transcript has a single exon.